AAUAGAACCACACGCGAAUCUCGAUCUUCACCCUAUGCCCUAAACCCUCGCCUACAUCCUCCCCCUCCCAGUUUCGUCCAAAACCAUCGACUCCAUGAUCGAACCUUUGCGAUACACUCGCCAUCAGAGCUAGCUGCCGGGAUCGUGGCUUAUUAAAAAUACUGCGUAAAUCCUACUUAAAAACGGCUGCGAAACAGCCCCUUAAAGUUGAUCUUGAUUCUGACCUUUCGAUCCAAAUUCAGAUCGUGUACCAGACAGAUCAUCGGCUAUACACAGCAUGGGGGGUUCUAAAGUUCAAGUGAACAAGGCUCAUAAAAGCCGCUUCGCCUCCAAGUCCUCACGGAAGGCGCACAAGGUUCCUCUCGCUGUUAAAAGCAGAAUUGGUAAAGCCGAGAAGAAGUCUAUGAAAUGCGUGAUCAGAAGCGGGCUACUUUAUUGAAAGAGAAGAGGGCCUCAGGUGGACCGUCUAGCGCUCCACGUAUUAUUGUUCUCUGUGGACUUUCCUCAUCUCUGAAUCUGAAUAUGCUUGCAAAGGAACUUUUUAUAUUAUUGUCUGGUGAAGAAUCAGAGGUCAUUUCAGCAACAGUGGCUUCUCAAACUUAUAAACUUAGAACCACGGUUCUGGUUGCUCCGUAUGGUGACUUGGUAUCAUGCAUGGAGAUGGCAAAGGUUGCUGAUUUAAUUGCUUUUGUGGUAUCAGCCAACUCCUUUGAAGAUGGCUGUGAAACUAGCCCCAUUGAUUCGUUUGGAAUUCAGUGCCUUUCUGUUUUCCGAGCCAUUGGCUUACCCAGUACAACUGUCCUAAUUCGGGAUCUUCCUGGUAGUACGAGAGAGAAACAGGAUGCGAAGAAGAUUGCUAUUUCAUGUCUUGGUUCUGAGUUGCCUGAGGAUUGUCGUUUUUAUCCAGCAGAUACGAAGGAAGAAUUGCAUAAGUUCUUGUGGCUUUUCAAGGAGCAACACCUUUCUGUGCCACAUUGGCGAAGUCAACGGCCUUACCUUAUGUCACAAGAGGUUGGUCUGGAGCUUGAAAAUAACAAGCCUGGUAAAUGUACCUUACUUCUGUCUGGCUAUGUUCGAGCUCAGAGUCUUUCAGUGAACCAGCUUGUUCAUGUUUCAGGUGCUGGGGAUUUUCAGUUUGAUAAGAUAGAUGUUCUCAAGGAUCCGGUUCCUUUGAACGAAAGAAAAGGUUCUAAUUUGAUGGACUCGGAUAAUUCAAAUUGCAUAGAGGUUGUUCUCACAUUAAAGCCUGAUGCCUUAAAGCAAGAACCGCUGGUUGUUGAGAAUAUACCAGACCCUCUUGCUGGGGAACAGACUUGGCCUACGGAAGCAGAUAUGGCGGAAGCUGAUGAAAACAAUGAAAGACGAAAAUUACGAAGGAAGAAGCUUCCCCCAGGAACAUCAGAUUAUCAGGCUGCGUGGAUAGUUGAAGAUUCCGAUGAUGAUGUUUCUGAAGGUAGUGUUGAGGAAGGUGAUGGUAUGGUUUUGGAUGGACAAAAAUAUAAUUUUGCACAAGUAGGAUCUAAUCAAUCAGACAGUGAAAUUGCACAUAAUAUGGAAAACUUUGAUGAAGAAACUGAGGCAGACACUGAAAUGGCUGAUGAUGCAAAUUUGACAAGUGAACAGAUAGAGGCCGAGAUAAAGAAACUUAAAGAUGCAUGUGGUUUGGAUGAAGAGUUUCCAGAUGAAGUGGAUACUCCAAUAGAUGUCCCAGCUAAAAAGCGUUUUGCAAAGUAUAGAGGUCUGAAGUCCUUUAGGACCUCUUCAUGGGAUCCUCAAGAAUCCUUACCUCCAGAGUAUGCAAAAAUAUUUAAUUUUGAUAAUUUUACUAAAACCCAAAAUCAUGUCCUUGCUAAAGUUCUAAAUGAAGAGCAUGUGCGUGGUUCCCUACAAGUUGGUUCAUAUGUGAGACUUCAUGUGAAAGAUGUGCCUGUUGAUUUAGCAUCUAAAGUGUAUCACUUGUCCCAAAGCUUUCCAGUUGUAGCUUGUGGCCUUCUACAGCACGAGUCUAAAAUGUCGGUUCUUCACUUCAGCAUUAAAAAACAUGAUUCCUAUGAUGACCCCAUCAAAUCAAAGGAAAUCUUCACUUUCCAUGUUGGAUUUCGCCACUUUAUUGCCAGACCAAUAUUUUCUUCUGAUAAUAUCAAUUCAGAUAAGCACAAGAUGGAGAGAUUUUUGCUCCCAGGUCGGUUUUCUAUUGCCUCCAUUUAUGCACCCAUCUGUUUUCCUCCCAUGCCGUUGGUUGUCCUGAAGAACAAGCAUGGAGAUUCACCGGCUGUUGCCGCUGUGGGUUCAUUGAGAAGUGUAGAUCCUUACAGGAUAAUACUAAAGAAAAUUAUUUUAACUGGUUAUCCCCUAAGGGUUUCGAAGAAGAAAGCUACUGUGCGAUAUAUGUUUCACAACCCUGACGAUGUUAGAUGGUUCAAGCCAGUGGAGCUGUACACUAAAUGCGGUCGCCGAGGAUUAAUAAAAGAUUCUGUUGGAACUCAUGGUGCCAUGAAAUGUCUGUUCAAUGGUGUGAUUCAGCAGCAUGAUACUGUAUGCAUGAGCUUGUACAAGCGUGCAUACCCAAAAUGGCCCGAGCAGCUCUUUCCCCUGGCAAAGCGGAGGAGAAAAGAGAUUAUUGCUGAUUGGCAGGAUUUCGUUUAA
Phalaenopsis equestris is the source of this 2646-nucleotide messenger RNA. Its product is annotated as pre-rRNA-processing protein TSR1 homolog. Gene Ontology annotation, cellular component: nucleus; preribosome, small subunit precursor. Gene Ontology annotation, molecular function: GTP binding; GTPase activity; U3 snoRNA binding. The record is from RefSeq and is a predicted model, not a curated record. Lineage: Eukaryota; Viridiplantae; Streptophyta; Magnoliopsida; Asparagales; Orchidaceae. Gene Ontology annotation, biological process: ribosome biogenesis; maturation of SSU-rRNA from tricistronic rRNA transcript (SSU-rRNA, 5.8S rRNA, LSU-rRNA); endonucleolytic cleavage of tricistronic rRNA transcript (SSU-rRNA, 5.8S rRNA, LSU-rRNA).